AUGGCAGAUCUCAGAGCUUCUGCAGUAGCAGAAACAUGCAGGCUCUGUCACUUUUUAGCAUCUUAAACGCUAAAAACUCACUAUUCUGGGUUAUUCGGGUCCUGGAACAUCUCUGAGGGUGUAAAAUUGACGUGCGGUGUGUUUUUUCGGCCCCGGAAAUCGAUUGGCAGAAAAGUUUGGACAGAAAAACAGCGGAGAAGCGCAGCUAACGGUUAAUGGCUAACGACUUGUGGUCCUGGACUGGACUUGGUUUAAGCCCAUCUUCACUGUGGAUGAGGCCUGAGACACCAGGACAUGGAGAAGAAACCAGACCUAUUGUACCUCGAGCAGAAGACCACACAAUCACUCCACAACCGGUUUUCUGAGAUCUUGUUGGAGCAGAUGACUCAGAGGAAGGUUUUGUUUAAGGGGAAUAAAAAGUUGAUGGUUCUACGCCUCCGGAACAGUCCCAGGUCUCAGGGGGCAUCUCCAAAGGGCAGUGUCUGGACUCGGAUCGGCUGGAAGGGCCCCUGGAGGCGGGGUGUCUGGAACUUCAGGAACAAAUACCAACGCGCUGUCCGUUUUAGCCCCGCCCACAAGACCAGCAUUAGCCCCAUCCUAAGGAGCAGGUUUAGUGCCGCCCCCAGCUCAUGCUUCGUAUCGGCACCAAAGUCUCGGUUCAGCCUUGGCCCAAAAAGGGGCACUGUGAGAGAAGUCCUAAAGAGGAGACUUCAGGGACACACUUGUCUCUUCAAAGGAAAGUCUGUGCAGAGCCGUCUGGGGGUGGGGCCAAAGGGGCGUGAUCAGCUGGGGGCUGGGUCAGAGGGGUGUGGUCUGAGUGUGGGCGUGCCCUUAAAGAGGCAUGGUCUGCAGAAGAAGGCAGUCCCCUCUAAAAAGCAGCUGGACUCCCAGCUGGACCGGUACAUGUCCAAGACCAAGAGCCGCCUGGACGCAGAUCUGGACCGAUACAUGUCCCUAUCCCGCAACCGGCUCGAUGCUCAGCUCGAUGAGUACAUGGCCAUGGCAGGAGACAGUGCACUCUGGCAGUGAUAUGAGUAUGAUUGAACCAGGACUGAACCAGGACUAAAACAGGACUGAACCAGGACUAAAACAGGACUAAAACCAGGACUGAAACCAGGACUAAAACCAAGACUAAAGCAGAACUGAAAACAGGGCUGAAGCCUGGACUAAAUCCAGGACUAAAUCCAGGACUAAAUCCAGGACUAAAUCCAGGACUAAAUCCAGGACUAAAUCCAGGACUAAAUCCAGGACUAAAUCCAGGACUAAAUCCAGGACUGAAGCCAAGACUAAAACCAGGACUAAAACCAGGACUAAAACCAGGACUAAAACCAGGACUAAACCAGGACUAAACCAGGACUAAA
This is a messenger RNA of Periophthalmus magnuspinnatus, 1361 nucleotides long. RefSeq names its product chromatin target of PRMT1 protein-like. The coding region runs from base 295 to 1029 and encodes 244 amino acids. The record is from RefSeq and is a predicted model, not a curated record. The transcript has 6 exons. Lineage: Eukaryota; Metazoa; Chordata; Actinopteri; Gobiiformes; Gobiidae.